This is a messenger RNA of Elaeis guineensis (African oil palm), 202 nucleotides long. Lineage: Eukaryota; Viridiplantae; Streptophyta; Magnoliopsida; Arecales; Arecaceae. The record is from RefSeq and is a predicted model, not a curated record.
AUCCCAGAUCCCAGAAAUAAAAGGAGAGGACGAAGCGAGUUGGGCGACGAGGAGUUUGAGAGCAGGCUAACCGAUUCCGAUGAUGGUAAGAGUGGCAACGUAUUUCAUGAUGUCCUUCAGGGCCUUCCUCUUCUGGCAGUCCAUGGAGAAAUUUCAUGUCUGGAUCACCCUCCACCAAGAUGAGAAGGGUUUAGUUGUUUAA